Messenger RNA from Drosophila miranda, 865 nucleotides. RefSeq names its product cuticular protein 47Eg (gene Cpr47Eg). Gene Ontology annotation, molecular function: structural constituent of chitin-based larval cuticle. The transcript is spliced from 2 exons. The coding region runs from base 466 to 819 and encodes 117 amino acids. Gene Ontology annotation, cellular component: chitin-based extracellular matrix. The record is from RefSeq and is a predicted model, not a curated record. Lineage: Eukaryota; Metazoa; Arthropoda; Insecta; Diptera; Drosophilidae.
AGCAGAGCUGUGGGCAGCGUGGGAUGUGCUGUCAAGGUGGCCUUGUCCACGCCGGAGCCAACAGACAUCUAUAUUUACACAAAAUGCGAACAAUAUUGAAACCAGUUUAAAACAAGUCGAACAAACUUAUUAAAAUGCUGUUUUUUUCGAAUUUUUUGUGACGAAAAUAGAGAAUUAAUUAUAUCUUUACAAUGUUUCUAGGUAUCGACACAUAGUUAAUGUCUCCGUCGCAGACCCAUCUUCCGCCUGUUUGGGUCUUGAUAUGAAUUUCGGUUGGAUCUUUGGCUAAGCAGAAAACGUGUAUUUUUGAUUAUCAUAUGCAUAAUUAGUGGAAUUUAAAAUCCUCUACGUCAGACGACCUGAACUUGGGCGUCUUAUCGCCGCGCGGCAAAAGCAGCAUAUAAAAAGAUGACAGAAGGUCCAUUUCGAUAUCAGUAAGUCUCUUCAAGUCUUCAAGAAAACACCAUGAAGUUCAUCAUUGCUUUCGCCUGCCUGCUGGCUGUGGCCUACGCCAACGAGGCUGCCAAUGUGCUCCGUAGUGAAGCGGAAGUCAACGUUGACAGCUUCAAGUAUGCUCUGGAGCUCGACAACUCCGUGAACGUCCACCAGCAAGGUGAGCAGCAAGGCGAGCAGUGGGUGGUUAAGGGCGACCAGGCCUGGACAUCCCCCGAGGGAGUGCCAGUCUCCAUCCAGUAUCUUGCCGACGAGAACGGAUACCAGGUGCUGGCUGCCAACCCCCCUCUGCCAACCCCUCCCCCAAUCCCAGAGGCCAUCCAGCGCGCCCUGCAAUGGAUCGCAGCCCACCCCUCUAAGGAAUAAGCAUUGUUUACCAAAAAUAAAAGCAGUUAAAAGUUAACUUCAGUUU